UUAAGUGGGAAGUGGAGACCAAGACUUCGAGCAAUAGGAAACAAUGUCCCGGCCGUGGAUGUAGCCAUUGUAUGCUGCAAAGAGCCACUAGCGAUCAUCCUGGAUACCGUUCGCGCAGUUCUAAACAUUGAUUACCCGGAUAGUCAGUUUCGCCUUGUGGUUUCAGAUGAUGGUGAUCAACCAGAAGUUAGACAGGGAGUUGCAGAGAUUCAGGCUGAGUUCCCUUGCCGUAAACUAUUCUAUACAGCGCGUCAAAAAACCGCACAAAACAGCCAUAAAGCCGGCAACCUCAACCAUGCGCUCGAGUUUUACACUUCUCUACCUGGAGAGCCUGCACCGUUCUUCGCAGGAAUCGAUGCGGACAUGAUAGUUGAGAAAAGAUGGCUUCGAGCACAGAUUGGCUAUUUGAUGGUAGAUCCCGCGCUCGCAUUCACUUGUCCACCACCCCGUUUUUAUAAUCUACCAGUCAAUGAUCCUUUAUCACAGUCACUUCUUAUCUUCCAGAGAUACGAAGAAAUUGUAAAAGACAGGGCUGGAUUUCCUUGGUGUACGGGUUCGGGAUGGAUUAUGCGACGAACAGCCUUGGAUCAGAUUGGCGGAUUUCCGGAUGGUUCACUGACGGAGGAUCUUCUUUGUGGUAAUCUUUUACUUGGAAAAGGUUGGAAGGCAGCGUAUGCAAUGGAGACGCUACAAUGGGGUCUUGUCCCUGAUUCUUAUUAUUCACACGUACAACAGCGGAAGAGAUGGAGUGUUGGUGCCUCACAGGCCGGAAUCCUCAUGAAAUUCUGUCUCACUGGAUCAAAGGCUCGUCAAAUGACUGUUUUCCAGAGGGUGUUUGGGUUUUUCUAUCCAAUGCAGAGCGUAGCAUCUACAUUGGGAGUGUUUGGAGUUCUUGGAUACUUAAUAUCCUUUCUAUGCGGGAUAAGUGCGGCCCAAUACUCAAACGAUGAGGAGUUGAAGUCACUCGUAAGGCUGUCAUGUCUAACUCACCUCUUCUACUUUGUACGUCUUUGCCAGAUAUCUGUGCUGGGAGGGGUAGCGGCUACAUUUCGUGAGAUGGUGUCAUCGCAUUUCCUCAUACCAUACUUCGCCUACGAUCACUGGAAGACAUUUCUCCUCCCUCGAUGGCUAGGAGGCAGACCAGAGCCUUUCAGUGCACGUUUUGUUGCAACUGGUAGUAUUGUCGAUGAUUUGCAUGAGUGGAAUCCCUUAAGACGGGCCCCACUCUACCGCCGAUUGAAGUCAGUGCUGAUUAAAGACGGUGCUAUAUUCCAGAUAUUCAUAGCCUUCGCUCACAUCGUGGGAGUAGGCCUGAACCUAAAAAGAGCGUUCGCUCUGCAUGAGCCCUACACUAAGGGUUUCAACAUCUAUCUUCUAACACGAAUAUUCUGGGUUCCUGUUUCGUGGCCGCUGAAUAUUGCGGUCUUUAUACGUCCGCUCCAGUAUGUGCUGUUUCCACCAUCGGUUGCAGACCGAGAAUCGCUUCUAGAUCGCGACGAUAAGGGAGUUGCGUACCCAAAGGCCAGUGCUAGAGUGCCAAAAUUCACUCAUUUAGGACUUGGAAUGGAGCUUUUUUGGCUUCUGCAGGCGAUUUAUGCCUUAUUUAUGCUGAUUAGUACAUUUUACUACUAA
Molecule: messenger RNA, 1632 nt
Organism: Bipolaris sorokiniana ND90Pr
Lineage: Eukaryota; Fungi; Ascomycota; Dothideomycetes; Pleosporales; Pleosporaceae
Product: glycosyltransferase family 2 protein
Exons: 4
Source: RefSeq, a predicted model, not a curated record